AUGCUUGAAUUCGAUGAGAGCCUAAGGGUAGGUGUCGAACCGAUUGAGACUGACGAUAUCUGCGCUGUUCUCGUGGAGAGAAGGAGCGGGGCUGGAGACCUGAUGAUUCAUGGCAAUAAAAGACUCGUAGCUAUCAUGACGGGACCGACCCAGACCGACGAGUACAUCAUCGUGGCCAUGAGGGUCAAUGAAGACUGCAAGACAAACGGCAAUCAGCAAUGUUUCCGGCCUCCGCGGCAAAGAUCAGAGUCUCUGGGACAAUCCGAUGGACAGAGAAUGGCGAUUGAUGUUACUGGUAUUGCGCACAGUGACCAGAAGCUCGUGGAGAUUGUUGAAAACAUAGGUUGUGGACACCUCAGUCCUCCUCAUCAAGGAUCCUUCGACAUACUCGUUCGUAGUCAUGGGAACGCGUUGGAGAAGAGUGCAGUUGGAGAACAGUGA
This is a messenger RNA of Letharia lupina, 441 nucleotides long. RefSeq lists its product as uncharacterized. The record is from RefSeq and is a predicted model, not a curated record. NCBI's taxonomy places the organism in Eukaryota, Fungi, Ascomycota, Lecanoromycetes, Lecanorales, Parmeliaceae. Bases 1 to 441 code for a protein of 146 amino acids. The transcript is spliced from 2 exons.